This is a messenger RNA of Cylicocyclus nassatus, 444 nucleotides long. Lineage: Eukaryota; Metazoa; Nematoda; Chromadorea; Rhabditida; Strongylidae. The record is from the annotation of a GenBank genome assembly.
AUGUUUAAGAACUUACAAAGCAUAAUUCACUGUGCUAAAACUCUGCCUGGCUUUUCUAACAAGUGCCUUGGUCCAACGCUGCAAGUAGCAAUAGUAAAGGGAUUCGAUCAACAGCUCAGAAAAAUCAACAAGAGCAACGUGAACGGCUAUACAUGCGCUCUCGAAGAGUGGAGGCCUAAAAGAAGUUUUGAGUUUAUCGCUAACAGUAGUAAUGAGACUGACGUCAGCGAGAAUGCUGCUAAAGCAUUUGGAGAGAAAGCAGCGAACUUGAUGAACCCAAGAUCUCGUUUCUCUUGGAUAUUCGUUGGAUGCGAAAAUUUCAUUGUGUACCGAUUCCAACGUGUUGUAAACGCAAAUUCGAACAUAGGAGUGGAUACGUUUUCGUGCAGAUAUGAAGUUGGAGAUGUGAGAUAUGAAGAUCCGGAAAACGAAGUGGAGUGCUAA